Molecule: messenger RNA, 3378 nt
Organism: Malaclemys terrapin pileata
Lineage: Eukaryota; Metazoa; Chordata; Testudines; Emydidae
Gene: CLCC1
Product: chloride channel CLIC like 1
Exons: 13
Coding region: 1070-3064 (664 amino acids)
Cellular component (GO): membrane; endoplasmic reticulum
Molecular function (GO): chloride channel activity
Source: RefSeq, a predicted model, not a curated record
ACAGUUUGUAGCGUGCAUGAGAGGGUAGCUGGACGUAGCACAACUCAAGUCCCAGGCUUUAGCUUGAUUGCAGAAUGUGGCUGGAUUCAUCAAAAGACUAAUGGGGGAGGCUUUAUUGCCUUCCAAAUUUUAACAGUUAUAAGUGUCAUUCCUGUUUUGUUCUUUGUCUGUUGUUCAGUAAUAGGUUUUCUUAAUUACUGGUAGCAAAUGUAGAUAGAAAUUGGCACACAAAGACACUAUAUGGAUAACAACCAAUAUUUAUCCAUAACCAGUUAUUUUACACAUGUAUAUUUAUAAAAGUCCCACUCUCACUACUUGACUUCUCACUUUGAUAUGCUUAUCAUGGUUGGAAUUUGGAAAAGGAAAAUAUAAUAUGGAUACUGUUCAAAAUGAGUAGUUAUGAAACUUUCUAGUAUUAUUCUGUUCAAUAUGAUUUGUAAUACUUUAAAUCCUUUUGAUAAUUUACUUUAAAAAAUAGUUGUUCCAAUCCUGCAAUUUUAUCCAAGCAUAUGGAGCCCUAUGGAUCCACUUUCAGGUCUCCAGGAUCUAUAUUGUGCCAUUGUUCAGUAAAUAAAGAUCUGACCAUAAAUCAGCAUUUAUGGACUUACAUCUAUUUAAUCUUCAGAGUGCUUUCUUAUGUAGGAGGUUAUGUAAGAUAUCCUGUUACCUUUUUAUGCAUGUUUAAUGCAAAAUUUACAAUGUUAUACAUACUGUAUAAGGUGCAAUUUAUUAAGAUUUUAGAUUAUUAGAAAUACUAAUAUUUACAAAAGGAAAUGAUGAAAGUUGGAUCUUUUUCAUUCACUUGAAUGAAACACUUUUACUUUAAAACCAAAAAUCUUGUUAAAUCCAUGUAGUUGGUGAGGUGAAAAUAUUCUUCAGGUCAUAAUCAUUGAAAGCCAUAUAAUUAAGGGGAAAAACUAGGCAAAAUUGGGAUUCAAUAGCAAUAGGCUUGUUGAAAACAAGGCUUCUUGAGUGAGUGAAGUUGGAGUUUGCAGGAUCAGACAAAACUUAGUGAUAGAGCUGAAUCCAUGUUUUAACAAAUAAGGAGACACCUGGAUUUAAACUCAGGAUGCUGGUUCCCUUGGUACUGUGUGCAACUCUCAUGAUAGGAAGUGGUGAAAUUCAAGGUGAUGAAUGGAUUGACCCCACAGAUAUGCUCAAUUAUGAUGCAGCUUCAGGAACAAUGAGAAGACCUGGCAAGGUUAAAAAAAGUGUAAAUUAUGAUGACUCUGAGAAUAGGGAGGCACCAGAUGCCGUUGUGAACUUGCCAAGCACUGCAGCAGUAUCAGAGUGCCAUAGGAAAUUAGAAUCCUUAAUUCAGAAGAUUGAAGAGUAUGAGAAGAAAGAGAAGACCAAGUUAAGUGAAAGCCAUAGCAUUUAUGUUUUUAGGAGAUACUUGAAUAAGAUUUUAAUUGAAGCUGGAAGACUUGGCCUUCCUGAUGAAAACAUUGGUGAUGUGCAUUAUGAUGCUGAGAUCAUCCUUACAAGUCAGGCUCUUUUGGAGAUCAACAGAUUUCUCAAUGAGGAGGACUGGAAAUCAGGCGCUUUGGAUGAGGCAGUUAGUGAUAUUCUGAUUAAUUUUAAACAUCAUGAUUAUGAAGCUUGGAAAUGGAGGUUUGAGGACACUUUUGGAGUUGAUCCAUAUAAUUUGCUUAUGGUACUCUUGUGUUUGGUGUGCAUUACAGUAACUGUAGCUACUGAGCUAUGGACACACAUUGGUUGGUGUACUCAAGUAAAACGCAUUUUAUUCAUCAGUUUUCUCAUCAGUUGUGGAUGGAACUGGAUCUACUUAUAUAAGAUAGCCUUUGCACAGCAUCAAGCUGAAGUGGCCAAAAUGGGAAAUUAUGACACAGUAUGUGAUAAGAAGAUAGACUGGAGUGAGAGUCUUUUUGAAUGGUUUAGAAGUUCAUGGACAUUCCAGGAUGAUCCUUGUCAGAAGUACUAUGAAACGAUACUAGUAAAUCCCAUUUGGCUAGUCCCCCCAACAAAGGUAUUGGCUGUUACAUUUACCAAUUUUGUAACAGAACCAUUGAAACAUAUAGGGCAAGGAAUUGGUGAAUUUAUUAAAGCCCUUAUGAAGGAGAUACCAAUGAUGCUACAGAUUCCAGUGUUAAUCAUCCUAGCUGUGGCUGUUCUGGGUUUCUGCUAUGGUGCAGGAAGAUCAGUUGCUACACUAAUACAUUUAACAGGUCCUGAGCGGAAACCACCUCCUUCACUUCCUCCAAGUGACAGGCCACACUGGGAACAAAUAAAUUAUAGUGCAGGUGAUUCAGAUGCCAAUUACAGAAGGAAUGUUGGUGCCCUCAGUGGAGGACCUCAUGACAGAGGAGAUGAUCACAUGAGACUUCAAAAUGGCAACAGAAGCUCUGAAGUUCUGCUGCCAGGUGGUACACCAAAUGCACGAAGAGAAGAGCAUCACAAGUGUGGAUUGCACCCUGUGUCUCAAGAUCAAACAAUUUUUAGAGUGAAAACCAAUGUAGAUGAAAACCGUGAUAGAGAGAUUGCACCUGAAGAGCAGAAACUGUGCACACUUGGAGUUGAACAAGAGUCUGAAAAGAAUUGUGAACCUCAAGCAAGUUGUAGCUUAAAAAAGGAGAAAACAAAUAAGCAAAACUCAAUUGAUAAAACAGGAGAUCAGGAAAAGACGGAGAAGGGCAGUUUACCUCGAUUAAUGGAAGGCACAGAGGAAACUAAAGAAUCUUUGAACUCUACUGGUUUGUGCUAUGAUGCAGGAAAAUCGGUUGCUACAUUAAGAGAUUUUAAAAGUCCUGAGCAGGAACCAUCUCCUUCAUUUCUUCCAAGUGACAGACAGCACUGGCAACAAAUAAAUUAUAGUGCAGGUGAUUCAGAUGCCAAUUACAGAGGGAAUGUUGGUCCCCUCAGUGGAGGACCUUAUGACAGAGGAGAUGCUCUGAGAGAGAGCGAUGAUCACAUGCGACUUCAAAAUGGCUACAGAAGUCCUGAAGUUGUGCCGGCCAGUGAUGUACCAAAUGCACAAAGAGAAGAGCAUCACAAGGAACAAAGUCAGCAGCCUACUAUUGAAGAUCUUCCAGGACCCCCUUAGUUCCCUGAUUUUAUCUUUCUGAUGCAGUGGAACGCCAGUGUAGAUGAAAGUGCAGCAAUUAAAGAAAUUUAUCAAUGCCAGUUGGCAAGUGAGACACUAGCUACGGCUUGCCCCUUAAUCAAGAAGACUGGAUUCCUAGCAAAUUCUCAUCCUUCAGAUUUUUGCUCCUUAUGGAUCAAUACUCUCCCUAUGAAGCUGUUUAUAAAAGUCUUGUGAUGGAGAACUGGUAACUGUAUGUAUUUCAAAAUAAACCAAGCCUGGUUGUAAAGCAAGAGCUUAUUUUUGCAUUUAAAUAAAGUAACUUUUAAAGAAAA